This is a messenger RNA of Chelmon rostratus (copperband butterflyfish), 3284 nucleotides long. RefSeq names its product receptor accessory protein 1 (gene reep1). Bases 103 to 1182 code for a protein of 359 amino acids. Gene Ontology annotation, biological process: endoplasmic reticulum tubular network organization. The transcript has 8 exons. Gene Ontology annotation, cellular component: endoplasmic reticulum membrane; cytoplasmic microtubule; endoplasmic reticulum tubular network. The record is from RefSeq and is a predicted model, not a curated record. Gene Ontology annotation, molecular function: microtubule binding. NCBI's taxonomy places the organism in Eukaryota, Metazoa, Chordata, Actinopteri, Chaetodontiformes, Chaetodontidae.
UAUCUAUCUUAAACAGGCAAUGCAUACAGCCAUAUCUCAUCCAACAGACAGGAGGACUCAUCUUUACUCGCCCUGCGUACUGACUGUCUCAGUUGUCUGUCUAUGCAACACUGCCAUCUAUGGAUAAGCGUUAGUCCGCUCGCUGUUGGUCCCGCAUCACGUUGCUGCCUGUGUGCGUCCGGACGCAGCCGCCUGGACGCGCCUGUCAUCUGGAGGAAACUCCUCCCCGCAGACAGCGCGUCCUGUCGCCUUUCCAGCGCAAUGGUCUCCUGGAUCAUCUCCAGACUUGUGGUACUUGUGUUUGGUACACUAUACCCUGCGUACUCAUCUUAUAAAGCUGUGAAAUCGAAAGAUGUGAAAGAAUACGUGAAAUGGAUGAUGUACUGGAUAAUAUUUGCCCUCUUCACUACAGUGGAAGUAUUUACAGAUAUGUUUCUAUGUUGGCUUCCCUUCUACUAUGAGCUGAAGAUAGCCUUCGUGGUGUGGCUGCUGUCCCCUUACACUAAAGGCUCCAGUGUGCUGUACAGGAAGUUUGUUCAUCCCACGCUUUCCUCAAAAGAAAAGGACAUCGACGACUAUAUCGGCCAAGCCAAGGACAAAAGCUAUGACACGCUGAUGCAUUUUGGGAGAAAAGGGCUGAAUGUUGCAGCCACAGCUGCAGUCAUGGCUGCAACAAAGAGUCAAGGUGUCCUGUCAGACAGAUUGAGGAGUUUCAGCAUGCAGGAUCUGUCCUCCUAUCAGUCUGACCCCGUUAACACCGGCCCUGGCGCUACGCAGCCUGCAGCAGCAGCAGCACAGCAUCGGACCAGACCUAUAAUGCGCAGCAAGUCGGAGAGCUACAACAAGGGACAGGAUUUUGACAUGACUGAGUAUGAGGUGCUGGGGCUGGACCAGUGGGACCCGAAGGGGUUGCUCUCCCAGAGCAUUUCACCUUCUGAGUCUGAGUCCACACCAAUUACACCCUCACUGACACCCCAGUCCUCCCCACCCUCCACACCCUCUCCACCUCACACUCCUCUGGCUCUGGAGCAGCCUGAGGAGGUGGGGAUAGGGGUGCAGGCAGCAUCGAGCUCUCCACAGCUCAGGCUGAUUAAGAGGAAGGCUCCUGAGCCACCUCUUAGAGUCUUAAGGCCUCUCACAAGAUCCAGGAGUGCUCUUUCUUCGAACAAUGAAGCCAUGUGAAACUAGUCCUACUGACUACUCCAGCUGCCUUUGCUGCAAGAAGUGAAAAUACUGAAUGGCCAAAAUCUACAUGACUGAAGCAGCCUUGCUUUGGAAUAAGGUAUUACCAAAGUGACCUCUGAUGACCCCUCUAUAUUAAGUAUAAAGCUCAUUGCUUAUGAUUUAAAGAAAAAAAAAAGGUUUGUGACAUUGAGAUAGAACAAAUGAAUGAAUGAGCUCCAUGCUGAUAGCGACACUUUGAGUUUGUGGGCUAUUGAAUAUGUAUUUAUGUACAGUUUGUGUGUAUUUCUUUUUUUCUGAUUUCAUUGUUUUUAUAUAUCAGGUUCGGGCAGGCAAUUGCAUGUGUGUCUUCCCAGUCAUUAGUCCGCUGUUUAUCAAACAGAAUGUACUGUCACUGAAUACUACAGCUGGCAUUGAGAGUGACUCGCUUUUCGGGAAUGUGUUAAAAGCCAAGGAUCAAAAGAAAAGGCACGGCUGUUUUUACCCUUAUUCAAUCUGAUGUGGAGAAGCAUCUGUGAGAAUUCUGCACGGGUGAAUUAUCACAUCAAAGUAUUAAGAAAUCAGUCAAUUACUCUCAACCAUAUUCAGAGAUAAGACAACCUACCUUUGUAGUCAGACAGCAGUGACAGACAAUAUCUUGUUAUUUACCUCUUGAUUAAAGCCUUAAAGAAAGAGACAUGAAAAAAUAGAACGUCUCCACACAUGAUUUAAGUAUUUAUAACACAACUAUGUUCUCAUUAAACAAUCACUUUGCACUAUGUUUAGAAUAUAAAAUCACUGCUCUCAAAUGGCCAAUAAAAAUCACGACCAGAACAAAUGAGAAGCUGAAUAUUAUCACCAAUAACUUUAUCUUUAUUGCUUAUUUCCUCUGUGGUAAAGAAAUAAUUACUUGUGUAACAAGUGAUAGCAUUUGCAUCACAGAUAAAUGGAAGAGAUCAGUCCUAUAUGAGUUUCUCUCAGUGGAGCAGACUGUUUUUGACAAUCUACUGUUCAGUUUGUACGCAUGCUUUGUCAUUUAAUUGACAAUCUAAGGCCAAUGAGGAAUACAGUAUGUUACUUUCAGCUGUAGCAGAUAUAGACUAUAUAACAUGAGUAAAUAUUUACUGUAUAUAAACAUGGUUGUCUUUCCAUGUUUUAAAUCACUGUGUAAUGCUCUGCUGUUAACUGAGCAACACUAAACCUAUCAAUCUUACCUUCUUCUUUCUUCUUUUAUUUUGUAGGACUCUAUUGGUUUGCGGGUUUACAAACUUACAUUUAACUUAAUAUCGCGUGGUGAUACACUGUAAUUUCUCAUCCUGUACUUUUUUCACUGAGCCUGAAUCUUAGCAACAUUUCACACAAAGCGUCACUGUGUUGGCAGUCGGUGGGUGGUCUCGCGCAGUUGAUUUGUAAUUUUCAUCAUUGUAUCAGUCAUUUUCGGUGGUUUGAAGUUUGAAACAAAAGCUUCUCAGGUACAACUGUUCUGUUUACACGCCACUCACUCCAAUGUUGUAGAUACACUUGUUAUUAUGCAGAUGAGAUGUCCUUUUAAUGGAUAAAUUGUGAAAAAAAAAAUCAGAUUGUGUUUCAGCAUUAGUAGUAUCAGUGUUAGUGUUGGAGGUGAUUUCCUUCCACCAGAAUUCAUGCAAAGUAAAAUGGAGAAAAAAAAACAUGCUGCUAAGUAGCAGAUUUGUAUACUUGUGCGUAGACUGAUAAACUCAUCAUUGCAUGAUGUUUGUUAUUAAGUUGUAUGAAAAUUGGAUUUCUGAAAUGAUUUUGUGUGAAGCUGUUGGCCUCUUCAGAUGCCUUGCUGGUAAACUAUGAUUUUCGGUUGCUUUGUGGUAAGAAUAUAAAAUUUCAUGACUAUACACGCGUUGGCUGUAGAGAUACGUAUAUGAAUAACAUCUCUUAGUUACUGAUCAAUUAGCCUCUUUGACUUUACUCAUCAUGAAGACACACCACUUUACCAAACUGUCCUAGGAAAUUUAGUUCUGGCAGGCCAGAAUGUCAAAUUAAUUAAAUUUCAACUUGAUUGUGAAUUAUAAAACAAAAAGCAGUGAAGUGAUGACAUUAUGUUUUAUGGCAAUUUAUCAUUCUAAUACGUUAAAUAUUUCUGUUUAAGU